This is a messenger RNA of Lethenteron reissneri (Far Eastern brook lamprey), 5116 nucleotides long. RefSeq names its product immunoglobulin superfamily member 10-like. NCBI's taxonomy places the organism in Eukaryota, Metazoa, Chordata, Hyperoartia, Petromyzontiformes, Petromyzontidae. The record is from RefSeq and is a predicted model, not a curated record.
GACGUAUGCGGCGCGAGCCACUUCACCCCCCCCCCACUUCACCUGUCCCCGGAAGUGAAGUUUCCUUUUUGUUGUGUCCGAGUGGACCUCGCGGUGGGACGCCGCGACUUCGUUGGGGACGCGGUGAGACUUCGUUAACGUGUGGAGAGGGUUUACACGUCCACAGGUGGAGUCAGCUGGAGCCAUGGGCUGCUACACCUGGUUCGUGAUACCUUUGGUCUGGGCUGCAAUUGCAGGGCCCGUGGCGGGCGUCAUUGUGACUACAGCGUUCUCGAGCGUGUCUCAGAUGGUUGGGAGAGACGCCUUUUUCAGCGUCAGUUUUAGCGGCAACUUGGUCGACCCAACAGUAACGUGGACGUUUAACAACAAAAUCGUCGAAUGGCCAGCCAGCAACAUAGGCGGUAACUCUACUCGGGAGGAGUACAAGGGGCGUAUCGCGAUCUACAACAACGGCUCGCUGCUCCUCCAGCGGGUCACCCUGUCGGACAUCGGAAUGUACUCUGUGGUCAUGGGGGACUUCUUCACGGAUGACGGAAAAGGCAACAUCACGCUGGGCGUCUACGAGGUCAUCACCAACGCGAUGCUGCAACUGCUUCCGCCCUCGCCGCCCAAAUUUGGCGACAGCGCGACCCUGCAGUGCUCUGCAGCAAGCGUCACCAGCGGCGCCGGCCUCGUGUUCUCCUUCUAUAAGUAUGGCGACCUCAUCGCCACGCUCAAGCCCGCUGCCGCGAACCUCGGCUCCGCUAACUACACCAUCAGCAACUUGGCAUUCAGCCACCGCGGCAGCUACUCGUGCCGCGCGGAGAACCCAGUGAGCAAUGGGACGAGCGCGCCCGUGCUGCUGGAGCUCGAAUGCGCGACGACCAGCGGCGCGGCGAACCUGACCGUGCCCAGCACCUCUAUUAUCUCGACGCCUGGCCUCGACUCCACGUUGUCCUUGAGCUAUGCCUUCUUCGGCAAGGCGAACGUCAUCUGGACGUUCGGCGAGCAGACGGUGGCGAGCUGGAUCCUGCCGGGGAACGGAGCGGAGCCGCAGGAGUUUUCUGAAGGAAACGGCUACGUCGGACGGACUGCAGCCUACGCCAAUGGGUCCUUGCGCGUCAAGCUGGCGCAAGUGAAGGACAGGGGGAGCUACAAGUUCACUGCGGUGCCGUGCACGGGACAGCAGUCUAGCGCGGCUGUCGCUCUGAUAGAGGAUCCGUGGCCUGCGACUCGCUCGGCCAUCAUCGGCGGCGUGGUGGGCGGAGUGGGCGGCCUGCUGCUGCUCCUGCUGCUGCUGCUGCUCAUCCUCAUGUGCCGACGCAAGCGCAAGCAGAAAAAGAGCCCGCCGCCCAAAUCCAACAAGAACACGAAGACUCAAGUGGAGACCGUGAGACGCAUGGAGCCACCGCCGGAGCACCAGAGGCCGUGGACGACGGGCGACGCCAUGGGCGGACGGAACGGCACGCUCAACACGUCGUUCCACCCCAACGGGAACGCACACACCGACACGAUGGGGCGAUCGAACCCGGCCUACAACUCCUACAGGCCCGACCUCUCCAGAGGAGCACGCGGCGGCGACGACGACGACUGGAGAAUGGAUCGCAGCUCAGUGAGACCCCCAAGCGUGGACGAGAUGUCCCUGCCGGCCGGCGCCGAUUUCUCCUACGCCAACAGAUACUCUAACUCCACAAAAUCACAAGAUCCUUUAGACAAUGUCGGGUUCCCGGACUCCCUGUCAGAGCUGACGAACGUGCCAUCGAACCCCAAGUUCCGAGCCAUGACUGCCGUGUGAAUGCAGAGUGCGCUGGUCUCACGGCACACAAAUCGCAUUGUACGUGCGUGCGUGUGCGUGCGCGUACCCACCAACACCAAAACCCGCCAUUCAGCCACUAAGUCAGUUUAACACGCAGUAGGCUUUCACGACCAAUAUCAUCAAUAGUACAGGUUUCUUUUGGUUAGAUCACGUAAAUAUAUAAAUGUGUCGUUAAACCCACCAACCCCCCCGACACAGCCAAAUUAGUAAGGUUUGUCUCGUAAACAGAACAAAAUGUUACAAAUUGAACGAUUGCUGUAGUAGUAACUAAUUGGCGCGUUGUUUACUUCACAAACCUUACUGGCUGUGUCGGGUGGUGGAGGGUUACGACACAUUUAUACUUACGGGAUCUAACCCAAAAAACCUUUAUUACGUGUAAUAUUGGUCGCGAAAGCCUACAUGUUAAAUGUUAAACGUAUUGUGGGAGCCUCGUUUUUAGUGUAAAAAGAAUGGAUAAUACGCUGUCAUUUGAUAACAAUUGUAUGUUAAUAGCCUGAAAAAGUCUCCACGAUUGUAAAUGUUGCGGUGUAGUGUGAAUACCGCGGCGCAUUACGGAACAACAACGGCUUUCUCAGCUGUGGACGAAUUCCAGGUUAAGUGACGCUUCACUUUCUCAUAAGCACAUUGAGUGGUGCCCGAGCGUACGCAUAAGGGGGGGAGGGGGGGGGGGGUGGAGCGUUUUAUAUUUGGUAUUUUAUUUUUAUUCACUUCAAAUUAGACUUUGUACAAAAAAAAUCUUGUCGUUCAAGUACUCGGUGUAACCUCUAUAAUCGGUUUGUAUGUUGAUCGCCCAAAGUAAAUCUUUUUUUUAACGAGAACUUUUUUCGCCAACGAUCUCGGCAACAGAAGUGACGGCGCGCUUCGGGAAGAAGUACCGGCGUCGCAGGAAGUGACCUCACAGGAAGGAUCGUCACUUCCUGUGACAUCACUUCCUGUGACAUCACCUCUUGUGACGUCACUUCCUGUAACAUCGCUUCCAGCGACGACAAAAUAGGAAAUAGUGUAUUUAUACUGGAGGAGGAAUCCGAUGAGCUGUAAAGAUCUUUUUCACAGAUGUCAGAACCUUGCAACAACAAAGAAUACAAACAAAACACGACAGGAAACACGAUGCCACAUUUACAUCAACCCCAAACAACAACAAGAACUAUUCCGGAUCAUGUGAAUUUUUAAACAUCGAGGUCCCCGAGUUUUUUUGGCGUUUAUAUAUCAAAUGGAAAAUCAGGAAAAACAUCCCACGCACACACGAACAAACAUGCAUGUCCGAUUCACAUUGUAUGUGCGCACACGUGUACGCACGCAUAAACACGCACUCACGCAUGCAAGAUCUUACUUGCGCGCAUACACACACCCAAACAUAUACAGGGUAUAUAUGUUCGCACAUUCACCUAUAGAUGUGCAAUCACUUGUAUACCGAUAUAUUUAUAAUAAAUUGGUGCCUUUGGUAUUCGGGCGUUCCUUAUAGCGCAAGACUGGGACAUUUAUGCAAACAAGUGCGCAUACAAAUGUACACAACGCUUCUGUAGAGCCGGACUUUCUGGUCAUUUCCGUGAUGAUCGGGGGUCCCUGUAAACACGUGCCAAUCGGGUGGAGCAGCGCUGGUGGUCUCCGGGGAAAGACGUGACCCAAACUGCAUUCUGCCUGGCCCAUGGGCAGCCACACACCCUGAAGCAAACCGCAAUUUGAAACUGGAGUUCGCAAACGAUAUUUGGGGGCGGACACGGUGGCUAGGAGAUGUUAACUACCUCGUCGGGUAUACAGGAGGGUGUGGGUUUGAUCCCGACCCUGAUGACGCCUGCUGUUGAUUUGGAGUUUGCAUCUCUCUCAUCAUCACGGUGGCUAGGAGAUGUUAACUACCUCACCGGGCAUACAGGAGGUCGUGGAUUCGAUCCCUGACCCUGAGGAUACCUGCUGUUGAUUUGGAGUUUGCAUCUCUAUCAUCAUCAUCACGGUGGCUAGGAGAUGUUAACUACCUCGCCGGGUAUACAGGAGGGUGUGGGUUCGAUCCCGACCCUGAUGACGCCUGCUGCUGUAUAUUUGGAGUUUGCAUCUCUCUCAUCAUCAUCACGGUGGCUAGGAGAUGUUAACUACCAAGCCUGGUAUACAGGAGGUCGUGGGUUCGAUUCCUGACCCUGAUGAUGCCUACUGUUGAUUUGGAGUUUGCAUCUCUCUCAUCAUCACGGUGGCUAGGAGAUGUUAACUACCUCGCCGGGCAUACAGGAGGGCGUGGGUUCGAUCCCGACCCUGAUGAUGCCUGCUGUUGAUUUGGAGUUUGCAUCUCUCUCUCAUCAUCACGGUGGCUAGGAGAUGUUAACUACCUCACCGGGCAUACAGGAGGGCGUUGGUUCGAUCCCGACCCUGAUGAUGCCUGCUGUUGAUUUUGAGUUUGCAUCUCUCUCUCAUCAUCAUCAUCACGGUGGCUAGGAGAUGUUAACUACCAAGCCUGGUAUACAGGAGGUCGUGGAUUCGAUUCCUGACCCUGAUGAUGCCUACUGUUGAUUUGGAGUUUGCAUCUCUCUCAUCAUCACGGUGGCUAGGAGAUGUUAACUACCUCACCGGGCAUACAGGAGGUCGUGGGUUCGAUCCCUGACCCUGAGGAUACCUGCUGUUGAUUUGGAGUUUGCAUCUCUAUCAUCAUCACGGUGGCUAGGAGAUGUUAACUACCAAGCCUGGUAUACAGGAGGGCGUGAGUUCGAUAACAACCCUGACGCCUGCUGUUGUAUAUUUGUAGUUUUCGUGUCUCUCUCUCUCUGUGGUCGCGUGGAUUUUCUCUGGGUCCUCUGGGUUUUUCCCCUCCACAUUUAGUAUCACAGUCAUGCGUUUUAGAGAUUUUAUAAAUUUGCACGUGAUGAUGGUAAGCCACUAUUGUUGCGCUAUCAUUUGCGUUGGCCAGGUCGCUUCUGAAAAGAAGAGCUUUCCUAGUUCGGUGGCCAUUACCUGGUAAAAUCAAAAUAUCUUCUUGGUUCUUUCGGUACAGUCACGUAGAAGGGAAAUAAUAAAAUAAUAAAAAUAAAACAUAAUAAAAUAAUUCUCACGACGUUUCGGCCACCACGCAAGCAGCCGUCCUCAGGUGAAGAACAGGUCUGUCGGGGAGACAGCGCCUGAAUUAUUUUAUUAUUUCCCUUCUACGUGACUUUACCGAAAGAACCAAGAAGAUGAAUCCCUGCCGUCACGAAAGCUUUAAAUCGAAAAUCAAAAGAGUUUAUAGUUUAUAGAUAGUUAUCCUUUACCGCGAGCGUCAAUCAGAACGUAUAUACAUAUUUCUUAAACCUUUAUCGUUUGUCAAUAAUAUUCGCGCAAGGAAUAAACGCCUAUGAAUAUUCA